AUGGCGGCCACUUUCCAGUACGCCAAGCAGUACAGCUGGUCCAAGAUCAAGCGCGCCGACUUUCGGCCCGUGCCGACCGAGGAUGGCGAGGAGGAGCGCGUCUCGAGCGAGCGUCUGCUGGAAAAGGGCUCGCCGCGCUGCCCAAGCGCGCCGGAGCCGCAGUCCAUCUGGCGCGACCGGACGUUUCUCCUCGUCCAUAGCGCGCUGCUGAGCGUGUAUCUGCUGCUCCUGGCUCUGGUGGCGGCGAGCAAGAGCACGUCUUGCUCGGGCGUGCCUGGCGUUGCCUAUUCACCGGCGGCAAAGGUCAUUGAGUGGAGCGAUACCAAGUUUACCCUCGAGGACCAUAUUCAGGAUUCAAGCAUCUACUCGGGCCCGCCGUCUGCGGAACUCGACAAGGCCUGGCACGAUUUGCUAAACAGCCAGAAUGUGCGGGUAGAAGGCAAAUACUUUAAACACCACGGCCGCGAAAAGAUUGGCGUCGCCGUGCCGGGCACCAGCGACUACAUUGGCACGCUCAACGUCUUUCACGAGCUGCACUGCAUCAAGCGCCUGCACCAGUUCAUGUAUCCCGACUACUACUUUCCCGACUUUACGCCGCACCAGCUGGACAUGAACCGGCUGCACAACGAGCACUGCCUCGACUUUUUACGCCAGUCGGCCAUGUGCCACGGCGAUAUUGGCCUGAUUACGUACAUCUGGCGGCCCGACAGCCGCCUGCCCGUCGUCAACUCGACGUCGCAUCAGUGCGUCAACUGGGAGAAGCUGUACGCCUGGAGCGAGGACCGCGCCGUCGACAUGCUUAGACCGGGGUGGCUGGUCCACCCGACAAAGGGCGUCGUAUACCCGGAUGGCGAGGGGGACCGGAUCGGGGCCAUUGACAAGGAGCUGCACCACUGA
Molecule: messenger RNA, 897 nt
Organism: Cordyceps militaris CM01
Lineage: Eukaryota; Fungi; Ascomycota; Sordariomycetes; Hypocreales; Cordycipitaceae
Exons: 5
Coding region: 1-897 (298 amino acids)
Biological process (GO): mycotoxin biosynthetic process
Source: RefSeq, a predicted model, not a curated record